AUGGGAAGCAUUCUUCCCGCCGUGCUCCUGCCUGCGAAGGAGAAGGGCUUCUCAGCCAUCCAUCUAGCAGCUCUACACGGCCGGCUGGAGUGCCUGAAACUGGUAGUCGAAAAGUUUGAGGUUGAUGUGAACUUGGCCAGUCUGACAGGAUGGACACCCAUUCACCUGGUGAUGAACAAGGAGAGUGGCCCCAGGGCACUGGAGUGUUUGCAGUACCUCAUUGGAAAGGGGGCAGACAUCAAUAUUCAGAACCAGGGCGGAACGUCACCACUUCACAAGGCAGCCAGUGAAGGACGCCUCAACUGCAUCAUUGAACUGGUCAAGGCUGGAGCUGAUGUCCAUGCCAAGGAUGCAGAGGGGCAGCAGCCCAUUGACCUCUGCAGGAUAUGGGCCCACAGGAGCUGUGCUAGGUACCUGAGUGAUGCCAUGUGGAAAAUAGACAAGCGCAAUUUUGCACGUGAAAUGCACAAGCUGAACCAAAUCAAAAGUAAAUGUCAGCGCUCUGAACAACACUUCUGGAAGAUAGAGCAGUAUGGCCUGGUCUGGAUGACAAAUGUUCUAUCUAAUGACACAGGACUGACUUCAUUCUGUGUGUGUUUAUUACAGAGGGAGCAGGAAUUGUUGAAUAAAGUGGCAUUUUCUAACUGGCUUAGACUGAAGCAGCAACAGCAGUUGCCUGACUCUACUAAAAGGAUGCAUUUUCCCGAGGACAGAGUGAAGCUGGAUGCUGUCCCCAAGAAGCAAGUGGCUAAAAUACCUCCUGGAGAAAAAAAAAUCAGCGUACAGGCCAAGCAUAGGGCAAAGGUUAAAGGGGAACCUCGUUUAUCUGCUGCUGCUCAGCCCCCCGCUACGAAAUCACAGCGAGCUUGGAAUGGCAGCGUCAAUCCAUCCUCUCCUCUGGUGACAAACAUAUUCCGACCUACAACAGUCCGGCUGGGCACCAACCCUGAGGCCUGUGGGGAUCAUGACUUCAGCUCCUUCUUGUUUCUCUCCCAGGACUCGCACGGCCAGCCGGUGAUCGAAAUGGCUUACAAUGGCAGACUUUCCCCUGUCCCCAACCUGCCCUAUGAAGUGAUCAAGAGGAGCCUGUUCCCCCAUGCUCGGCCCAUCAGAGUAACGAUGCCGCAGGGAUUUAAACCCACACACAUCUUUGAUGUGAAAAGGAAGCGGCUCCCGAGCCUGGAGCACCGGUGGACGGACGAAAUGGCUGUGAGCUUGCGGGAAACCCUGGACCCAGCAUUCAGAGCUACGCUAAAGGCUCACCUCUCUGCAAUCAACCACAGCAGCUAGAACUUCCAUCUGCAAAACCAGGGCUUCAUCCUGCGAGGCGCUGACCCCCCUCCAACUCCCACUGAUGUCAGUGAAGAGCAGAGGGUGCUCAGCACCUCAAUGGAUCAGCCCUCAUAUGGAUACUCUCCCCCUACUUCCAUGCUGCCUUUUUCUGACUCUUGGCUUUUGAAUAUUCAGCUUAAAAUGGCUUUGACUGGCAUAACCCAGCUAUGUGACUUCCUGAGCUGGAGCAGGUAAGGAGUCGGUAUCACUAACACCUGAAGUGCCUUAUGAUCAUAAGAGAAUUAGCCAGGAAAACACUAACUCAAAGAUAUCAGCCAUUUAAACUAGGACGUGCAUUAAACCUACUGCUCUUCUGUGCUAAAGCCUUGUGUCCUUGCUCACCAAUACAACCGAAUUCCGGGUGUUUUGGGAUUACUGGGCUGAUGUCUCCAGAACCUCGCUUCUUCCACCAGACCAGUAACGACUCCACAGCAGCACAGAACCUGAUGGGGAGGACAGGCCCCAGAGUGCCAAGGAUUUGCUGCCCAACAAAUUCUAAGCUUUCCUACAGAGCCCAAGAUCCACAUGCUCUCUCUGCUUCUUGGCACCACGCUGGCAGUGGGGUAUGGGCCCUGGCUAAGCUUUCCCUCCCUGCUAUAAAAAGAUAUGCUCAGAUGCAGUUCACAGCAGGGGCAAAAGAUCAGGCUGGAUUGAACUGAAAACAUGGCAGGCAAAGCCUAUGCUGCCUUCCUUCAGAGUAUCCAUCGUUCCCAUGGAUUAAACAGAGCCCACACAGACCUGGGCCCCUAUUUCUCUGCAUUUCUUUGGUGUCACAACCUCAGGUUUCAUUUUCAAACGUAGUCUCUAACCCUUCUGGCUGCCAGCUGUGAGCUGAUGCGGUACUGCCAGCCAGAGGUGGCAAACAGUUUGAAGCAGAGCUGGCAGCUGCACUGUUUGUCUCCAUACAGUAUUAACUCUGAAACCUACCACUCACAUCUCUGCACUGUUAAUCUUAAACAUAUUUGCAAAAACAUCCAACUGAGGUGCCUAAUCCAGGGCUGUUUUUUUUAAUACAGUGGCAGAUAUUAGGGGGACAAUCAUAGGAUUGUAGGAGUGGAAGGGCCCUUGAGGGGUCACGGCAGGACUAAGUACUAUGUAGAUCAGUGGUGGAC
Molecule: messenger RNA, 2444 nt
Organism: Chelonoidis abingdonii (Abingdon island giant tortoise)
Lineage: Eukaryota; Metazoa; Chordata; Testudines; Testudinidae
Source: RefSeq, a predicted model, not a curated record